Messenger RNA from Ipomoea nil (Japanese morning glory), 3591 nucleotides. RefSeq names its product pentatricopeptide repeat-containing protein At3g24000, mitochondrial. Gene Ontology annotation, molecular function: RNA binding; protein binding; zinc ion binding. The transcript has 5 exons. The record is from RefSeq and is a predicted model, not a curated record. Gene Ontology annotation, biological process: RNA modification. NCBI's taxonomy places the organism in Eukaryota, Viridiplantae, Streptophyta, Magnoliopsida, Solanales, Convolvulaceae. Bases 362 to 2383 code for a protein of 673 amino acids.
CUUCAUAUGUUUUUUGUUCAAUCAAUGUAAGACGAAUAUUUGGCCAUUUGAGUGAAUUUUCCCCAAUCUCCUGUUGCGCUAAGCAUACCGCAGUCCGCAGAUAGGCAGACGGUGAGAGCCUGAGACGCAGACUGCAAAAUCCUCACCUUCGCCGCCCAUCAUCUAUCAGUAGUCCUAAUCUGAAAUCUCAGCCAUCGUCCACCGUCCGUCGUCCGCCAACAUCGCCUCGCCUCACACCGGCAGCGGCACUUGGCAGUAAGUUACUAAAUUAUUACUCCGAAGAAAGUAAAUGUUUGGUUAUUUAGAAGGACUUGGCAAAAAUCUUACGACCUCACCCUGAGGAAAGCCAAUUGAUCAGUCAAUGGUGAAGUAUGCACAAAAUCUUGCUUUUGCCAAUUCAAUCAUCUCUUCAACUGCAACAAUCCCCACAAAAAUCGGUGCUCUCUUUACGCGUUUCUUGAUCACAUCAUUAGCAGAGACCUCAUCUUCUGCGGUGUAUUCCUCAGAUUCAGAAAUCAGAUCAGGUGUACAAGUUGAUCAUAAAUGUUUCACUUCAUCUCUUGAUGUUAUUGACGACAAGGACCUUCUUAGAAAGGCUCCUAAUGGGGAGCUUUUGGUGCUUGGACUUAUUGACAGGGGUGCAAUGGAACCAGAUGCCACUUUGUAUCACAAACUCAUCAAGAAAUGUGCUGAAUGUAAAAGACUCAAAGAAGGUAGAGUAGUUCACAAGCAUUUCGUUCGUUCCAGGUUCAACCAUUACGUUGUUCCUUACAACACGCUAAUUAAUAUGUAUUCCAAGUGUGACAGUAUGCAAGAGGCUCAGCAGGUGUUCAAUGAAAUGCCUGAAAGGGAUAUGGUUUCUUGGGCUACUUUGAUUACUGGAUAUUCCCAAAACGAGAGGGCUGUUCAGGCAUUGGCUAUGUUUCAUGAGAUGUUGAGGGCUGGGUUCAUGCCUAAUGAGUUUACUUUUGGGAGUGUUCUCAAGUCUGCUGGUGCUGCACCAACUGAUAGUAUGAUUGGUAGGCAAAUACAUGGGGUUUGCUUGAAAUAUGGAUAUGAGGAGAAUGUGUAUGUUGGGAGUGCUCUUUUGGAUAUGUAUGCCAGAUGUGGACAAAUGGAAGAGGCAAUGUUUGUCUUUCAGGCAAUGAGGAGCAAGAAUGAGGUUUCUUGGAAUGCUUUGAUUGCGGGACAUGCUAGAAAAGGGGAAGCAGAGAAUGCUGUGAAUCUUUUCUCAGGUAUGAAGAGAGGUGGUUUUUACCCAACCCAUUAUACUUUUUCAAGUAUUUUCACUGCUUGUGCAUGCAGUGGAGCUUUGGAGCAAGGCAAGUGGGUGCAUGGGCAUAUGAUAAAAUCAGGCUUAGGACUUAUUGCUUUUGUUGGCAAUACUCUUCUCAAUAUGUAUGCUAAGUCAGGUAGCAUUAAUGAUGCCAAAAAAGUUUUCUACCGAUUGGUAAAAAAGAACAUAGUUUCGUGGAAUUCAAUGCUUACUGCCUGUGCUCAACAUGGUCUUGGGAUGGAAACUGUGGAGCUCUUUGAAGAAAUGCUUAUAGAGGGACUUGAGCCUAAUGAGGUGACCUUCCUGUGUGUGCUUACCGCUUGUAGCCAUUCCGGACUUCUAGAUAAAGGAAUGCAUUAUUUUGAAUUAAUGAAGAAAAUGAAGGUAGAAUAUGAUAUUUCACAUUAUGUGACAAUAGUUGAUUUACUUGGUCGAGCAGGUCAACUAGAUCGUGCUCAGAGUUUCAUAAAAGAUAUGCCAAUUGAACCCACUGCAGCCAUCUGGAAAGCAUUGCUUGGAGCUUGUAGAAAGCACAAAAAUAUGGAGUUGGGUGUCUUUGCUGCUGAGCGUGUAUUUGAACUUGAUCCUUAUGAUUCAGGACCCCACAUAUUACUGUCCAAUAUCUAUGCCUCUGCUGGUAGGUUGAGUGAUGCUGCAAAAGUGAGAAAGGCAAUGAAUGACAGUGGAGUAAAGAAAGAACCUGCAUGCAGUUGGUUGGAACUUGAGAAUGCUGUCCACGUGUUUGUGGCAAAUGAUGAAUCUCAUCCACAUAGAGAGGAGAUCCGAAAGAUGUGGAAGAAGAUGACUGAAAAAAUUAAGGAAAUUGGAUAUGUCCCUGACACAAGCCAUGCCCUUUGGUUUAUGGACCAGCAGGAGAGAGAAGAGAGGUUGCAAGAGCAUAGUGAAAAGCUAGCUUUAGCGUUUGGGCUUCUCAAUACUCCGGCUGGAUCCACUAUCCGGAUCAAGAAGAAUAUUAGAGUUUGUAGUGAUUGUCAUACAGCAUUUAAAUUUGUUUCAAAGGUGGUUGACAGAGAGAUCAUCUUGAGAGAUACCAAUCGGUUCCAUCACUUCUGUAAUGGUUCUUGUUCAUGUGGAGACUACUGGUAGCAAAAAAGGUUAUUGCUUUUAUGCAACACUAUUCAAGUUUCUUUUGAUGGUGGUUGACAACUUGGCGAAGAAAUCCUAUUGAGAGACUUCGAUCGGUUCCAGCACCUUUCUAAUGGUUCUUGUACAUGUGGAGAUUGCUGGUAGCACAAAGCUCGUUGCUUUUAUGCAAUGGUUGGUGUUCAAGUUUGUUUCAAUGAUAGUAUACAGAUAAAUCGACUUGAGAGACACCUGGAGGUUAGUGAUAGCACAGAAGACAUUGCUUUCUAUGCAACAAUUGACUGCUGAAGACACAAUUUCCAAGAGAAAUGUGGAUUAUGUGAUAGGAUACCAUUCCAUACGAGUUAUGAGCUACUGAUUAUGGCCAUUACUCCAUCAGAUAUGUCAUGUGGACUAAGACUGGUUUCCCCCACCCUUUACUCCAAGUACAAGUCACAACCUGGAAGACCAAAAAAACUAAAGAAAAGGGACAAGACUGAGAAUGAGAUGAGUUUAAGUUCCACCAAGUUGAGAAAGGUUGGGGAGAAAAAGAGAUGUUCUGUUUGUGGCAUGGCUGAGCAUAAUAAAACAACUUACAAGAAGACGUCUACUAUGAAGAGGAUCACAAGUUCCUCAACUGUAGCUGCAACAGCUGCAAAAUCUUGAACCCAGCAGAUUUAGAAUCCUAAUCCACAAGAAUGCAGAACCAUCCAUAGCCAGAAGAAAUGCAAAUACUUCUCCAUAGGUUCUUAUUCGUGUCCGAGAUGCAUUAUAGUGGGCUAUUGUUAGCAUCCCAAACAGACCACACUGCCAGCAAAACACAUGGUCGUGUCACCCCGUGUCAUAGCCGCGUCACCUAGACAUAAAAGGACACGACUAUGACACCCCCUAGACACGACUGUGUCGACGCCACCCCCAAUCCCACGUUGAAAUUCACACUCGAGUAUCCACUAGACGUUCCUUCAAAACCCCCAUGACGCCAACUACCAGCUCCGGCUCAAUGAACACAUCCUAUGGUACUUCAUCACAUAUUCACAUGACUCGUGGCUCUACAGGUAACAAAGUUUUGAUUGCAUGUGUAGAAGAUUCCAAGCCCACCUACUAGUCUCAAGCCGUGAAGAGCUUUGAAUGGCAAACAACAAUAGACAAAUAAUUCAGCGUUCUACUACACAACAACACUUGGAAACUAGCUCCAAAUGAAUAAGAUAUGAACGUUAUUGACCGCACGAGCU